GCGGGUAGUGACAAUCAACGCAAGAAGGCGCUAGCUAUGUUAAUCACUGAAGUGAUGACAAACGCAUACGGGAACGCAGGUGCUGGAGGUGGCCAUUUUGAAAACGGAAUGUCACCUUAUCAUCAUCAUCAUCAACAGCAUCAUCAUUCUCAGCAGCAGGCGAAUCAACAGCAUCAUCAGAAUCACUACCAGCAACAAGGAAUGAUGAACCAGGCGACGGCCAGUAUGCUGGCCAAUCAACAGCAGCAGGCCAUCAAUCUCGCCUUGCAGCAUCACCAUCAGCAACAGUGGCUCUCUGCCAAUGCCAACGGAGUGAUCAACAACAACAGCGGACUGAUUCAGCAUCCCGCCGUUGCUCCGCCGACUGUUCAGCAACAACAACAGCAGCAGCAGCAGCAGCAAGCCAAAGAUGCUGAGGCCAUCAAACUGUUUGUCGGACAGAUUCCGCGCAAUUUGGAAGAAGCCGAUCUUCGUCCCAUGUUCGAAGAAUUCGGCAAGAUCUACGAACUGACUGUGCUCAAAGACAAGUUGACGGGCAUGCACAAAGGUUGCGCAUUUCUGACGUACUGCACCAGGGAGAGCGCCAUCAACGCCCAGAACGCGCUUCAUGAAAAGCGGACUUUGCCAGGGAUGAACCGUCCUAUUCAAGUGAAACCAGCAGACAGCGACAACAGAGGAGAGGAUCGCAAGCUUUUCGUGGGUAUGCUCAGCAAGCAGCAGACGGACGAAGACGUCAGGCAACUAUUUCUACCAUACGGCGCCAUCGAGGAAUGCACAAUUCUUCGCGGACCAGACGGACAGAGUAAAGGUUGCGCAUUCGUCAAGUUCAGCACUCACGCCGAAGCCCAGACGGCCAUCAACAGUUUGCACGGGAGCCAGACCAUGCCCUAUUAUUGCCAUAUGAACCAGGGUGCCUCGUCGAGCCUGGUGGUGAAAUUCGCCGACACGGAGAAGGAGAGACAGCUGAGGAGAAUGCAGCAGAUGGCCGGCAACAUGGGCCUCAUCCAUCCGUUCGUUUUCAACCAGUUUGGAACCUACGGAUCAUACGCUCAGCAGCAAGCGGCCAUCAUGGCAGCAGCCUCCGCGGCCGGAGGAGGAGCCUACAUUGGAGCCGCGCCCAUGGCCAUCGCCACGCAGCUUCCGCCGUCGGCCCUUAACGGCAUCGCUAGCCCCGGUGUCGUUCCCUCUGCACAAGGCACAGGAUCGGGUGGUCAGGUCAACGGUGGCCUAUCGUCCAUCCCAUCGCCGACGAUGCCCAACUUCGGAAUGGCCCCCAAUUCGGCCAACGGCCAGAACGGACCCAACGGACAGGAUCCGGCCUCCGUCUACAAUGGAUUAGCUCAGGCUUAUCCCUCACAUCUUCCCUCUUUACUGGUGCUAGCCCACGGCGGACUGGCCAAUGGCGAAGCGGCGCUCCAGCCCGCCGCUUUCGCGGCACUUCAAACCUACCCCGGCGUCGCGUAUCCUGCCAUGUACGGACCCAUGGCCCAUCACUAUGGCAACGAUGUGACCGCCCUGACUCCAGGUUCCACCGAAGGUAGCGCUCACGGAUGCUCCAUCUCCGGUCCUGAGGGUUGCAACUUGUUCAUCUAUCACCUGCCGCAAGAGUUUGGUGACGCAGAGCUGAUGCAAAUGUUCCUACCCUUCGGCAACGUCAUCAGUUCCAAAGUCUUUAUUGAUCGGGCCACCAAUCAAAGCAAAUGCUUCGGUUUUGUCAGUUUCGACAACCCGGCGAGUGCUCAGGCGGCCAUUCAGGCCAUGAAUGGCUUCCAGAUUGGCAUGAAGAGACUCAAAGUUCAGCUCAAACGGCCCAAGGACGCCAACCGACCUUACUAGUCUAUUCAUCCCUACACACACACAAACACAAACACACAUACAAAGAUCAUUAGAGCAAGCGGACAAACUAUAACAAAAUGCAUUACAAAACAAUUGCAUUGAAAAAAAAAAAAACGUAUCAUUUGGAACAGGCUGAGAAGGAAAGAGAAAAAAAAAAAAACACUGUGGAAAUUUCGUAUGUCUCGUGUUGACGUGUCCGAGUUGGACGCAAGUGGAACGCUUGGAACAAUGGCGGGACAGUGGAUGUGCUGUGCGGAAAUCUUAACAAAAACCAAACAAAUCGAUGGUCACGGGACGUGUGUCCAUUUUUUAUUAUUAUUAUUUCCCCCCCCCCCCCCCCUUUGAAUUCGCGUCUUCAUGGAGACAAGGAAGUACGACGACAGUUUCCGGCAACAGUCACACAACUUGAACAUCUCUCCGCUCAUCCCCCUCUGCGGGCUCUUUUGUUUCUCGAAGAAGGAGACGGUUCGUCUUAUAACACGCCAGUUUUACGACAAUAACGAACCAAAGAAUUCUGCAGUUCUUUCUUGUCUUUUAUGCCCCUCUCUUGUAUUCCUCCUCUUCUUCUUGGCGUUCGAAAUUCCAUGGCAAUCCAAAUCCUGCUUCUCUCUCUCUCUCUUUUUCCCCCCCCCCCCACAAAUAUCUUUGAAAACAAACAACCCACCCAAACAUAAAUCUCCGGCUUUUCUCUGCUCAGCGCUCGGGACACGCGCGUGACUUGCCUUUGUAGCACGUCGAGAAAGAAAGAAAAAAAAAAAAGCAAAGCAAAUAGAGAGAAGGACUUUCGUGUGGGGGAGGGGUUGAAGAAAGAGAGAAUUGCGGGACGAAAAGAAGAACGGGAAAAAGGAAAGUGUUUGACCAAACUUUGCCAAAGAAUAGGAACAGAAAAAAAUAAAAAAUAAAUAAUCAAUGAAGAAAUCAACGUCUUCAAUUUAGUGCGAUGGUGGAUUUUGUACGUAAAACGUCCUGCACACACAGACACAAGACACACAAGAAGAAAUCCAUUUUGAGACUCGUUUUUGUGCUGGCAAGAGAAAUGUGAUUUGGAAGAAAAGAAGACGAACCGUUCAUGUGUGUGUGUGUUACGCGACUGUUGAUUCGUCUCAAACAAAGUGAUCGAGUUUCUUCUCUUUCUUUUUUUUUUUUUUUUUGGAAUCAACAAAUGGAAGGAGAAAGAGAUUAACAUUUCUCAUCAACAUCCUGCAAUUGAACCCGUUUUAUACGUGAACAACAUUCGCAUCGUACCUUUUCGUGUGGCAUUCCGCGAUGAAAGUCGAACAGCGUCUACGACAUCGAUCGAUGAUCGUCGAUGAUGAAAAUCAAGAUGUUUUUUUUUUUUAGUCAUUUAAAAUUAAAAAGGACAACAAAAGAAGAUCACGCUGAUACAAUUAUGCUGUUAUUCUCUACUUGUAUUGCAGGUUUAACAUAUAUAUUUUUUUUUUUUUGUUUUUUUUACAUCGAUGCUGACAGGAUGAACAUCAACAAAACGUUUUGGAGCCAAAGCUUGAAAUAACAAAUUCUAGUCAGUUGUGUCACAAUUUGAUCUCACUAUCUCAUCCCCCCCCCCCCCCCCCCCCCCCCCCCCCACAUUGUUCAAAGUGGAUGGAAAACACUUUGAUCAAAACUAAAACCAAAAUUCGGGUCUGAUAUGAUAAUUUACCAUUCCUCAAUCAUUUUGUUUAGUCAAAAUUGUAGUUUCCAUUUUGAUUUUGAUUUUUGAAUAGCGCUAUCUCUCUUGUACGCGCCUACCCCUCCUCCCAACUAUAUCUGCUCUCGGCCUGUCCUACCCCUCCCCCCCCCCCCAAAAAAAAACAACCUAUAUCAUUAAAAAUACUCUCGUGUGUGGUUGAAUUGUUGAAUGAAAAUAUUCCCCCUUGCUCUCUCCCAUCUACAAUUCAAAUGUGAAACAUUUUUUAUUUCUUUGAAUUGAAUAUUGAUCAAGUCAUUGAAGUGGGCGAAUGCCGGUAAUCCUGCGGCUUUGUGACGCAAGUGUUGAUACCUUUUUUUUUUUUUUAUAUUGCGAAAUCUCGUGUUUUUCCCGUUGAUUUUUUAAAUCUCUUCUUAUUUAAAGAAAAACUUCUUAUCCCUUCCGAUUCCCCAAUCUCCAAAAAGAGAAAUUCAGGACAGACUUUGACGUCCGCCAUCAGCCAAAGAAAAAGAAAAUGUUUUAGUUUUUAACGACGAGUUCUCCUUUCGUGUCAACUUGUAAUCUCUCCAGACCUUUUCUUUUUUUUUCUUUUUUUUUUUUUUUUUUUAAGCACCUUCUUCAGCGGAAGUUUGCCCCAUCAUUAAUCGACUUGGUCUAAAAAUGCGAACUGUCGUAUACUUUAUAGAAAAAGAAAGUUAGUUUAUUUCUCUUUUGAAAGGAAAGAGCUUUAAAAAAGGAAAAUCGUGCGAUAAAUGGAUCGAUCGCGGUCCAAAUUUGAAACCCAGCACAUUUUUUUUUUUUUUUCGAAAACGAUCAUAAAAAAUUUAAAAAAAAAAAAAAAAGAAAUUAAAAUGUUAGUUCAUUCCCGAAAUACGUUCAUUUUCAAAAUUUCGAUAAAAUCAAGAGAAUUUUUUUUUGUUUUUUUGUUUUUUUUGUUUUUGGAAGCUACCGCUAUUUUCGAUCGUUUUUGUUGUGUUUGACGAGCACAAAAAGCUUGCGAGCUUGGCUGAAUUGAACAAAAAAAAAAAAAAAAGAAAAGAAAAAGAAAAACCCAUAACGUGAAAAACAUAACAAGUUUUUAUGUCAUUUCUCAUUUAGCUCUUGAUCCCCCAAUACUUAGGCCCAAAUGAAGGCGUUAUUUUCAUUGAUCUAAUAGAACGUUGCAGUGCCAUCGAUUAUAUAUGAAUCUCCCCCAUUGCCCCCUUCUUUUAUAUAUCCUUCCCUUGUUUGCCACACCUUCUCGGUCCCGCAAACCAACCUCCCCCCCCCCCUUUUCCCUUUCGCCGCCAAUUCAACCCGUAAUUUCUAAAUAGCCCAGACGGCAAAUGGGACAAAUGAAUUCUUGAUGCUCUUUAUAUCGCGUUCAUUCUCGUUCACCAUAUAACCAAUUUCCCCAGUGACCCUGUAUCAUUUUUACGCUAAUGUAGGACAUAAGAAGAAAAAACAUAAAAAAAAAAACAUAAAAACAUAAAAAAAAAAGGAAAGAUGAAGUCAUUAGCCAAGCGAAUCAUUGAUUGAAAUCAUCCGAUAUACUUAACCAAAUUUUUUUUUUUUUAAAUUGAAACUUUUGUCUAGUCGCAAAUUCAUUUUUUUUUUUAUUUAUCUAUUUGAUUCGAGAAAUUAUUUUUUGAUUUCAUAUUCAAAUGCGCUGAUCGAGUAGGUAGUAUGUUUUGUUUUUUUUCGUUUUUCACUUAUCGCAUCAUUAACACAGUAUAAUACAUCAUGUUUCGAGAGGGAUUAAAAAAACAAAAAAAACAAUACAAAUAGGCAAAAUGCCCUUCUUAA
Molecule: messenger RNA, 5269 nt
Organism: Daphnia carinata
Lineage: Eukaryota; Metazoa; Arthropoda; Branchiopoda; Diplostraca; Daphniidae
Gene: bru3
Product: CUGBP Elav-like family member 3
Exons: 13
Coding region: 37-1836 (599 amino acids)
Biological process (GO): mRNA splice site recognition; regulation of alternative mRNA splicing, via spliceosome
Cellular component (GO): ribonucleoprotein complex; nucleus; cytoplasm
Molecular function (GO): mRNA binding
Source: RefSeq, a predicted model, not a curated record